Molecule: messenger RNA, 1484 nt
Organism: Branchiostoma belcheri (Belcher's lancelet)
Lineage: Eukaryota; Metazoa; Chordata; Leptocardii; Amphioxiformes; Branchiostomatidae
Product: ubiquitin-conjugating enzyme E2 K-like
Exons: 8
Coding region: 113-718 (201 amino acids)
Biological process (GO): proteasome-mediated ubiquitin-dependent protein catabolic process; protein polyubiquitination
Cellular component (GO): nucleus
Molecular function (GO): protein binding; ubiquitin conjugating enzyme activity
Source: RefSeq, a predicted model, not a curated record
CUAGUAGACUGUUCUAACGCAUGCGCUUGCAUGAAUUUCGCCAUCUUGAACAUUUGGGGUCAGUGAGGGGAAGUUACGUUUUUCUGGCGAAUUUCUUACGAAUUUUCCGGGCAUGGCGAACAUCGCAGUUGCCAGAAUAAAAAGAGAGUUCAAGGAAGUCGUCAAAAGUGAAGAGGCUGCUAAAUGUAACAUCAGAGUAGAGCUCAUCGAUGAUAACUUUACUGAACUGCGAGGGGAGAUAGCAGGACCACCAGAGACCCCAUAUGAAGGUGGUAAAUUUCUGUUGGAGAUAAAGAUACCUGAAACAUAUCCCUUCAACCCUCCUAAGGUGAAGUUUAUGACUAAGAUCUGGCACCCCAAUAUCAGCUCUGUGACUGGUGCCAUCUGUCUGGACAUUCUGAAGGACCAGUGGGCAGCGGCUAUGACCUUGAGAACAGUGCUGCUGUCCCUUCAGGCCCUGCUGUCCGCAGCUGAACCAGACGACCCUCAGGACGCUGUGGUGGCCAAACAGUACAAGGAAAAUAGACCUCUGUGGGAAAAGACAGCCAGGCACUGGGCACAAGAAUAUGCUGAAGCCCCUAAAAGUAAAAAAGACGAGGAGUUCUAUGACAAAGUAUCUCAACUAGUAGAGAUGGGGUUUGACCGGCACAGAGCAUUGACAGCCUUGUCUGCACAUGAAUGGAACAUAGAGAGAGCCACACAAGACCUCAUCAGUUAAUCCACACCCAUCUCUGUAGCUCAUCACCACAGUUUUUAGGAACUGCCAAUCACCUGGAUCCAACCAAUCAUCACUCACCAUGCAAAUUAAGUUUGUGGGAGGAGUCAGCUGUAUGGGCCCCAGCUAUAUUUAAAGGCAUCCAAAGCAAUUUUAGGGCAGCAAAACAAAAAAUAUUCAGGAUCCACUCUCAGAUGAGGAAAUCUGUCCAGUUUUUGCUGCCAUUUCUUAGCACAUUUGAUACAUGUACUUGAAGCGUUUGAAAUGGCCAAAAAAUAAGCUACGUGAGGAGUCCCUUUAUCUUUAGGUACCGCCCAUAAAUAGCUAGAACCAGCCUAUAAUGCAAAACAACCAACAGUUUACUGUCAGCGACAUGGAAUUUUUGCUCACAGAUAUCAGUAUGCUAGGUAGUACAAAAUUAAUGUAUGAUAGGACUUGAUUCAACUUUCUACAUUAAAAGAAUGACCAGAAAAUUGACCUUGAAAAUCCAGCUUUGCUGCUUUGAAGUUGCAUUGGAGGCCUUCAAGUUACAAAUGUAUGGCUGCCUUCCCUGCAGUAUUAUGAAGACCUGCUAGGUGUACAUACACAAACUUUGAUUUGUUAGAAAACAAUGAAACUGAAGUCUAAGUUGACUGUAAAUAGAUUUCGUCCCAGCAUCUUUGCCUGAGAUAACGUCAUAUUUCGUGUCCAAAGAAAUGCCGCUUAUAAAUUUGAGAUUCGACACAAGUUUGAUAUGAUGCUCAGUGGUAUAGAAGGAAGUAAAAAAAAA